This is a messenger RNA of Tigriopus californicus, 3572 nucleotides long. Its product is annotated as N-lysine methyltransferase KMT5A-A-like. Gene Ontology annotation, molecular function: protein binding; histone H4K20 methyltransferase activity. The record is from RefSeq and is a predicted model, not a curated record. The coding region runs from base 655 to 2253 and encodes 532 amino acids. Lineage: Eukaryota; Metazoa; Arthropoda; Copepoda; Harpacticoida; Harpacticidae. The transcript has 5 exons.
GCAAAUCCAGCCUCCCCCACCAGCUGGCCUCGGCCGAGAUUAUGAAAAAAAGUCGCUGGCAUCCACAGCUGUGAGACAGCUGCGGGUUUAUGUUCUCCCUUUCGAAUUGAAUUCAAAAAUCCUUGGACCGGGUGACCCGAGGGCCAAUGUAGCUCAAACUUGGUCAGGGCCUGGGAUGGACCCCAAUCACCCCAACCACCAACCAAAUGCAGCCUGGGCUUCCGUUUUCUUCAUUCAAAGUUUUCAUUUUUAUUUCCAUCAUAAACCUCGGAGUGACCAGCUGUUGCCACUCUUAUGAGGCGCCAUAGUCCAAACUGAACUGGUCACGCACUCCCAUUAUCGCCAGCAACAAACUCAGCCUUGGCCUUUGUUGUGGUCCAACUGAUAAGUGGACAGAGUGCGCUCUCGACCCGCUCAUCCCCCUGCUGACGCCCUGCCAUCACGCCCGAGUCUCUCUGGAUCGAGACCCACACGCCCCCGGAACGCUGGCCUGACCAGAGCAUCAUGACUGGGUAUUAGAAUCCCCCCCUCCCCCUUCACCCCUGGCUUGGAAAUCGGGCCUCUUGUCCGCUCUCUGUCCCACCUUGAACCCUGGAUACUCUGGAUCGUGGAUUCCUCGCCGAUUGUGCCACGCCCCAGAGGGAGUGCACCAUCAUGCCCCGAGGUCGAAAAAAGUCCUUGUCGGCUUGUACCUCGCAAAGGCUCUCGCGUGAAGGUUCGGAAGAGAGCUCCACGGCCGACGACGCACCCAAGGUCAAAGACUCUCGUCUCGAAAACGGCGAGGCCAGUGAAAGCGUGUCAGCCCACAGCAUGGAUUCUACGGCGGCGGACCCGCCUCCGUCCACCCGUUCACCGGCCAAAGGUCGAGGGCCAACCAUCAAGGAUUACUUUCAAGCCGCCCAGAAACCCCUGCGUCAACCCGAAUCUCCGCCCCCUAAGGCCGUCCUCUUAACGUCGAUCGACGACCGAGCCUUGAGCAAUCGCGCCGACGAUCAGGCUUCGGAUCGCUCGGAAGGCGACUCGGGUAAAGAGAACGACGAGGACCAUGAGCGCCAGACCAAUCCCAAUGCCCAUCAUUCCCACCGCCCCAAAGCGCCAUUGACGGGCAAACAUGUGGAGGAUAACACCCGAGUCAUGACGAGGAGUCAACUCCGGUCCAAGAAGGCACCCUUACUGAGCCUGGCCCAUGAGACAGUGCGCCUAAAUCCGACCUCGACCCCUCCCCCUUCCCCGUCUAAAAUGAUGGUAGGCACCACCCCUAAUCCAGCUAGCCCGCCCACACCUCACAAGAUUCAGCUCUUGGAAGGGAAAUCCGCCCCAAGCAAGACUAACUGCGUCAGUAGUGGGAGCACGAACUGUAGCAGUACCUAUACCUGCAGUAGUAAUAGCCCGACGAAGGCCAUGAUCUCGGCCAGUGCUCUCCAAAAGCUCCGGCUCACCCUCUCACCAAAGACAAAGAAAAACGAACCCAAUGAUGGCGUUGCUACCCAGCCAUCCUCGUCCUCUCACCAAGAACCAGAGUCCCAUUAUCAUCAUCAGCCAAGCAUGUUUUCCCCGCUCAAGGCCUCUGGAGACCAUUCGGACCGAACUUCGGCGUCCCAAACCUCUGGUACACAAACCGAGGCCAUGCCGAGCAUUGUGACCUCAACCAAGAACACAGCCCGUCCCACUGCCGCCAAUAAGAAGUCUAAGGCUGCGGCCCAUGCGGCCAACUCGAGUCAUAAAAUGACUGAGUACUUCCACAUCCGUCGGUCCAACCGCAAAUCCAAGACCACCCUUGAAAAGGAACAACUCCAGGAGAUCGAGCACCAUCUCUUAGCCGAUGAUGAUAAUGAGUGUGAUGUGGCGGUGGAGGUGUUCCCCGAAAAAGGGCGGGGUGUGGUGGCCUUGAAGCACUUCGAAAAGGGGGAGUUCGUGGUCGAGUACGCGGGCGAUUUGAUUGAUAUCGGAAGUGCCAAAGAGAGGGAGAGCAAGUACUCCCUGGACUUGAGCACCGGUUGUUACAUGUACUAUUUCAAGUACAAUAACCACAAUUAUUGUAUUGACGCCACGAGUGAAAGUGGCCGACUUGGCCGGUUGGUCAACCAUUCCCGCCUGACGCCCAACCUUCAAACCAAAGUUGUCAGCUUCAAAAACAUGCCCAGACUGAUCCUCGUGGCUCGGACAGAGAUUCCGUCUGGUACUGAGCUCCUCUACGAUUAUGGAGAUCGCUCCAAAGAGAGUCUGGAGGCUCACCCAUGGUUGGCUUACUAGAAAAGUAGAUCCGGCAGCCCAGGGUCAAGGGACUGAAUCAGCUCAUAUGAGGCGUGUUCAACUUUCUGCCAUGGCUGAACCCUGAUUGUGUGUUCAUUCAAUUUUGUCUCGCCCUCUCACUCACUCAUUCAUUCACUCACUCAUUCAAAUCCAUGACCUCGAAUCGAAAAGGCCUUGGAAGAGAAACCCGUACACCCCUCUUACCUGACUAUCUACCUGUUUGUCUGUCUGUAAAUUUGUCUCUGCUGAAGAAAGAUUUUGGCUCGGAGCCGGUUUGACUCGCAGAAGCUCCCAAAGAUUGAAAGAUAUAUAAUUGUGCCAUCUUAUCUCGAAUAUUUGUAGAUUGGGUCCGAGGCGAUUGAUCUAUAAUUCUGCUCUUCUAGUAUCGCCUCGAUUAUUGAAUGAACCAAUCGAUUCAUUCACACGGAGACCAAUGAUUGCCUUCGAACUCUCUUUUGAGUUAGUCACUAGGUCAUUGACAGUGGUAAUUAAUAGCGUCAAUUACAGAGAAGAGUACUCCGAGGGGAAAAAAUGAACUAUGAUCUUAAUCACAUUUUCGUAAGGAGCUUUUUCUACAAGAGAAUGGAUAGUCACGUGACGGAAGCACUUUUGCAGAUUUGCCGUAGUAUUUUGCACAAAAACUUUAACACAUAACUUAUUUUUCGAUCCCCUUGUGACACUUACUUACCAAUUCAUCUUGGCCCAAAAUUGGACAUUUGUACAGAAUUUAGUCCCCAGUUCCCCUUUCCAAUAUUUUUCUUCAAUCGAUUCAAUGCAAGGGUUCCCGCCAAUUUUCCACUCUCCUCUUCUCCGGAACCAGACACGCCCCCAUUCAAAAGAAGAUUGUAUCGCCAACUAAAUUGAUCAUUUGUCAGACCUAAAAGCUAAAGUGUCCCUGUUCAGAAAAAGGAUGUAAAGAAUCCUCCCAAACCUUGUUUUGUGAUCUCAUUUCUUGAAAAACUCGAACCCUUUUGUCUCUCUCCCUCUGAGCUUCAUAUCAUUGCGGAUCAACCACAACCAUCUAUCGGCACGAUUCGUCGUGCUCCUUCAAACCAUUUCCAAUUCCUUUUCCCAAGGACUCCGUGGAACAACCAAGUUCCCUUUGGUCAAAUCACUUAAGAAAAAGCCUUGAUUUUGCUUCGAAAUGUCAAUCAUCAUCAUUAUUAUGUCAUUCAACAAAGGCUCUCCAAAGUGGUCAUUAUCAUCAUAACUAUUAUCAAUAUCACCUGCUGUGACUUUUGAUAGACAGCCAGAUGUUUUUGAUGAAGCCAUGUAUAAUACUAACUAUUUAAGGAAUAAAAGACGACGCCAACCUUUUA